ACAGUGCUCAAGCAGGCGAGCAUAUGAGAACUCAGUAAUCUACGUCUGAGCAGUUGCUUACCGUACCUGGACUGCAUGCGAGCGUCACUCUCGAAUACUGCAUGCCCGCCGCGCUCGUCCGGAGCAGUUUGGGCUCGAUACUGCAGGGGUUCUCCGAACCGUUUCGGCUCAAUCUCACCGCGUAGCAUGCGUGCAACUGGACAAGUUAAUUCAAAUGUGAAUACUGUCAUUAUUAAAUGGACUGUUUUUUUAGCCGAUCAUCCUCUCGGAGAAGAUCAGCGUAAUGUCAAGAUUAUUGCGAGCUUGUGCGAUAAACGUAGCAGGCAGCAUUUUCUCGACGAGAAGCCAGCGUGUGUGGUUCCUGGAACAAAUUCGGAAUUGCAGAUCGUUGGCUCAAGCGAGUUUCACUUCCUUCCUGCAGGACGCAAGUUUAUAUUUCAUUUGCAGCUCAAGGGUGCGGAUUUGUUGUUGCAGCUUGAUGCCGAAACGCCAAGCGUCUCGGAAGGUGUCAAGCCGUUUCUCGCUAAGCAACUGCCCGCGUACAUGUGGCCAACCUAUGUCGGCGAAGAGCAUCAACUUGGAGAAUGGCUGUCGGAAUGUCCAGAGGAUACUGUUUGGACGACCGCCCCUGUUAGCGAUCGGCUGAUGCAGUCAUUAUGGUCAAACGCUUGCUUCACGUUGCCGAGCCCUGGCUCCCCCAUCGUGGCCUGCCCAAAUCCAAUUUCACGAUAUUGUUUGGAUUUGACAAAAGGCUGCCCGUGGCUCCGGUCAAAAAAAGUCAGGCGGCACAAAAACGACUUUUAUCUUACAGUUGACGCUGAUUAUACUGGAUCCUUUUGGGCUUGUGAGGAGACGCAUCGGCUGAGCGGAAAGGGCACCUGGAUAACGCGCGAAUUAGUGGACGCUUUGGACCGUUGCCGGAAUGACAAAACUGACUUGAAGGUGUAUUCGAUUGAAUUGUGGGAAAAGGACGGCGACAAGCUUGCUGCAGCUAUCAUGGCGCUUAGCGUGGGAGAUGUUUUCCAUGACUACACAACUGCUACAAUGAUUCGCGAUACACGUUCUGCUGGAGCUAUCCUCACGAAAGUUGUUGGCUAUCUUCUCGCUGAAUGCGGUUUCACUCUGUGGUACUGGGGGUUUAAAAACCCAUAUAUGGCUGAAUAUGAUGGAAAAUUCGGCGGGAUGCAGCUGGAGAACAAACGCGAAUUCUGGCCCAAAUGGCGUCGUGCACUCUUGGGUGUCGAUGGCGAAGGUCAACCUUACCCGAAGCCACAAUCGUUCAAGCAAUUCGUCCUUUCCAAGUGCGGCGCAGGCGAUGGCAAACUUUAUCUUGAUACCUUGCAGUGAUGAAAGUUGUCAAGACGCAUGCUUGAGAGCGGGCCGGCAGUUGUGCGACACGUUUACGCAUGCCCGCCGCGUUCGUCCCACGGAGACGAACACUAGAUUGAACUCUUCCGACGACGCUCCCACCCUUCACGGGCGUUGGGAGGCGCGAGGUUCCGUGAAGGACCGCGUGCGAGAAGCGGAGCCACGACCGACAAGGCACGGCGGGAUUGCAGAAGGGAGUGGACGGGAGCGGCCAGCGAUACGGAGUCCAGUCGCACAAGAGUUUGAGUCCAGGGCGCGAGAAGGCGUGCGUGGGAAGGCGAAUGCGUCCUCCUCCUCUUC
This is a messenger RNA of Prorocentrum cordatum, 1668 nucleotides long. Lineage: Eukaryota; Dinophyceae; Prorocentrales; Prorocentraceae. The record is from the annotation of a GenBank genome assembly.